AUGACCCCCACAAGGGGGCUACCAGCUAUGUUAUGUUUCAGGGCCGUCGUUGUAGAGAUUCCGGGUCCAGGGUGGUAGCCCCAGCCUUCAGCAGGAGCAACUUGCCCUCGGGGCCGGCAUCCGACAAAACAUGCAUAUUUCAUGCCUUUGGCUCACAUGUAUCCAGUUGUGCGCCAAGCUUGUAUGAUCAUUGUCUGCAAAGUUCAAUUCUUUCCCGCCCGCACGAUGGCGAAACACUCGUCAGUGUCCCGCGCAGUUUUCUUACUUUGGUUGGUCUGCGCUGUCCCGAUCAACGCUCACCGAGUUACUGUGAGGAAUGACGCGUUGGUAAAUAUCCAUCGCGGCCAGGCAGCGGGGACCUUCUCUGCAAACCGUUCCUUGGUUACCUUGGGCGCUAAUGCUACGAUGGAGUCUGAAACCGAAUUCCUUUGCUUUGGGCUUUGCAUUGCGUUGGGAGGGGGUUUGAUUGGUUCAAUUUUGGGCACCGCUAUUGGAACGACCGCCGUUGUUGGCACGGUUGCGUUUGGGACGACAGCAGUUGUGUAUGCUCUUCAGGAGAACGGCUGCACGAAUACCACACUCAGCGAGGUCAUCAAGAACGCGUCUCGAAUUGCGAUCGCGGAAGGCAGUGAAGCCGAAGCCAUUCUCGAUGCGGAAUCAACCGAGCAGCGAGGGGCUGUGUCGGCCGUACCUUGGACUCCCAAGGAUUUCCUGUCGCACAUACGUGACACGUGCGGUGCUUUCAUGGAACCAAAAGGGCUCGGGGAGUCAGAGUCCUCUUCGAAAUCUGGUGCUGUUUUUUGGAACUGCCAGACACCGUCCACGAGCACGCCGUACGGCCGGGUCUUGGUCAAGGGUGCCAUUCGCAACAGUGCUGAUUCACCCGAGUGGAGUGUGUUUAAGAAACUGUCCCCCACGCUGGGCUCGCGUUAUGGAAAACAUACCAUGCUAAACCGGAUGUUGCUUGGAUUCGACGCGUUUGGUACACACUGGCUCGUUUUGGAGGACGUGAAGGCAACGCCAGUACUCAGGCGCCUCCAACUUGAACUCGGCUUGGUUGUUCUCGACACGGAUGAAGUACAUUUCCGUGCUUACGAUAUCAAGCCUGCAGGCUCCCGAGCGCCUCAGUUGCCCGAGUGUUUCCAUGAUCUCGGUAUGCUGGCCGACACCAUGGGGAGCGUCAAGGAUUUCGUCGGCUGGGAUCGUCUUCAGUCCAUCCUGGCCUCUGACCUGGAAUACCUUGAUAAGUUCAGCAUCAUUGACGAGUCCCUCUUCGUACAGGUGGCUGGCCCCUUCGACGUGGCGGUGGAGAGCGUCGAGGACGACGGGGCGGAGGCGAUCUUGGAGGUCCUCCUCGGGGGUGCGCCACCAUGUGCGUUCCAGAUCAAGAGCGGUAAGAUGGCAAUUAUUUGCGUGAGCGUCUUGGACUACCUGUUGUCGCUAAGCUUUGCGAAAGGGGUGCAGAACGCCUUCCAGGGAUUCCGCUGGAAUGAUUACGACGCGAAGAUGGCAGGAUUAUUGGAGUGCAUGGGCGAUUCUAGUCUGGAUGCUUGCGCAGAUUAUCGGCGUCAAGCAGCGGGCGAGUGGCAACAAAUGGCAAUUGAGCAAUACGAGGUAAUGACGCAGAACGUAACUAUUCGUGACAAAAUCGCAGCCAUGGAAUCUAAGUACCGAUGUUGCUGCAACACCGCCGAGACCGAUGGGAAGCUUACCAUGGCGACCGCCUGUGCUUGGCUUCGGAGAACGGACCAGGUCACGUCUUGGGGGUACUGUCCAAAUGAUUUGAACCACUUUCCGAUCAAGGAGGGUGGGUGCAUGGACCUGGAGCCAAUCGUGGUUCCCCCAGAGCCUAAGACCAGAUGCGGUUAUUUUCAGAGUUGCUGCUGCUACGAUCGAGACUACGCGCCUCGUGACUCGCCUCCAACCGACUUAUGUAGUUGCUCCACGUCGUGCAAGGCUGGGCAUCAUACCUAUGACACGGUUGGAUUUUGUCCGCAGUGACGUCAAUGUUGUGAAAGGCUUGCGUUUCACGUGUCACUUUCGCUUGGUGGGUCCAGCCCUUGCCAACAUGUCGUCUAUGGAGCAAGCUGUGACCUGCCUCGCCCUCCCGGUGUAGGCUCUGAGAGGUUUGAGACCCUGGUGCGAGCCAUGCCGAUCACAAAUCGUUCGACCCUUUUCGGAUGGUGUGGGCCUCUGCGGGUGCGUCUGCUCCUCGUGUGCCCCAGCCUUGGUCCGCAGUCCUCCCGCAACGCGGGCUCUUCGUAACAUCUUCACUGUGCCACGCGGCCCGCCCCCUGUUCCUGCGCGGCCCCCCUCGUGCGCUACUCCUCCAAAUCCUGAGUAUGGUGUUCUUGUGAUUUUGUAAUUCGG
Molecule: messenger RNA, 2370 nt
Organism: Prorocentrum cordatum
Lineage: Eukaryota; Dinophyceae; Prorocentrales; Prorocentraceae
Source: the annotation of a GenBank genome assembly